Cannabis sativa is the source of this 3984-nucleotide messenger RNA. RefSeq lists its product as uncharacterized. Gene Ontology annotation, molecular function: nucleic acid binding; RNA-DNA hybrid ribonuclease activity. NCBI's taxonomy places the organism in Eukaryota, Viridiplantae, Streptophyta, Magnoliopsida, Rosales, Cannabaceae. The record is from RefSeq and is a predicted model, not a curated record. Bases 1 to 3984 code for a protein of 1327 amino acids. The transcript is spliced from 2 exons.
AUGAAAAUCCUUAGUUGGAAUGUGCGAGGUUUGGGGAAACCAAGUGCAUUUCGUCACCUUCGUUUGCUUGUCAAAGAGCAAUCCCCACAUGUACUUUUUCUUAUGGAAACUAAGUUAGGACCCAAUGUCAUUUCUAGAUUUCGUAAUGUUUUACAUUUUAAUAAUGGACUUGAAGUCCCUAGAGUAGGAUUAGGAGGUGGUUUGUUGUUACUUUGGAAAGAUGAUAUUGAUGUAUCUAUUUUAAAUUAUAAUACUAAUGUGAUUGAUUGUUAUAUUGCUUCUCCCAACCAACCAAGAUGGCAUUUUACUGCAUUUUAUGGAGCUCCUUGCACUCAACUUCGUUCUCAAACUUGGACUCUAUUAGAAAGACUUAAAGAUGUCUCACCACUAUCUCCUUGGCUUGUUAUCGGAGACUUUAAUGAGAUCCUUUCUAAUGACAAUAAAGUUGGAGGUGCACCACGUAAUGAAGCUCAAAUGGAACAAUUUCGGAAAGCGCUUGAUUGCUGUCGUUUAAAUGAGGUUCCUUUUGAGGGUGACCCGUACACAUGGAUUAAAGGCAGGCGCACAGUGAACACAGUAAAAGAGAGGCUGGAUUGGUGCUUUGUUAAUGACUGCUGGAACUCUCACUUUUCACCAAUUGUUACUAGACAUCUUGACUACUAUACAUCUGACCAUAGAGCUAUUGUUGUCAAUGUUAGUCUUAAAAAUUCAGAUCAGCAGCCACAACAGCGUCGCACCAGGUUCAGGUUUGAACAAAUGUGGCUUCAAAAUGAAGAGGUUGCCAACAUUAUACAGCAGCAAUGGACAUCCCCAGUAGCCGGUUCUGCCAUAGACAAGUUCCUGCAUAAUAUUGCAGCUUGUACAUCAUCGCUCCAACAAUGGCAUCAACGGUCGCGUGUUGAUUGGCUGCAAAGUGGUGAUCAGAACACUAAGUUUUUUCACGCCCAUGCUUCCUCACGUAAAGCUGCUAAUAGGAUUCACUUUCUCUUGGAUAGCAAUGGCGCCAAGACUACUUCAAAUGAGGGAAUAUCUAACAUAAUCACUGAAUUUUUUGACAAUCUCUUCACUGCUACAUCAGUAAACCCGACUGCUAUAGCACAAUUCACAUCUGCCAUUCCCACUACAAUCACACCUGCAAUCAACCACUCUCUCACGGCCCCUUUUACUGAAAUGGAGGUAACUACUGCUUUAAAAACCAUGAGCCCUGAUAAAAGCCCAGGUAGUGAUGGUAUGUCUGCAAUGUUCUAUCAAAAUUACUGGCACAUUGUUGGUUCUUCGGUUACAGAUGUGGUGUUGGGGGUCCUUAAUCAUGGUCUGGACAUGGAUUCAAUUAAUAAAGCGAUCAUCACCCUUGUUCCAAAAGUCAGCUCACCAAAUACCAUAGCUGAUUUUCGCCCAAUUAGUCUGUGCAAUGUCAUAUACAAGAUCAUUUCCAAGAUGAUUGUGUUGCGAUUCAAAGAAGCACUUCCCCUAGUCAUAUCAGAAACUCAAAGCGCAUUUCUUUCCAAUCGAUUAAUUACUGAUAAUGUGCUUGUUGCCUUCGAGCUUGUUCACAAUAUUCAACAUCAAAAACGGGGUAAAAAAGGUUUCUCUGCGCUUAAAUUAGACACGAGUAAGGCUUUUGACCGAGUGGAAUGGGAUUACUUACGGGCUGUCAUGGACAAAAUGGGCUUUGCAAAGUCAUGGACUGACUUAAUUUUUAAAUGUCUAUCAUCUUCAAGUCUCACCUUUGCACUCAAUGGAGACACUACGGGACUUGUGAGGCCUACUAGGGGGCUGCGCCAAGGAGAUCCAUUAUCUCCCUAUUUGUUCUUAAUUUGCUCAGGGAGACUAUCGAGAUUGUUACAACAUGAAGAAGCAAUUGGCAACUUACAAGGACUCCGUAUUACCAGACAAGCACCUUCAAUUUCUCACCUCCUCUUCGCUGAUGACAGUCUACUAUUUUGUGAAGCUACCAACACUUCUGCAUUGGCAAUUCAGAGAGCACUUGACAUAUAUCAUAAAGCUUCGGGCCAAAUGCUAAAUCCUCACAAAUCAGUAAUGUCUUUCUCUCCAAACACUCCUAUGGCAGCGCAAUUAUUUUUUCAGCAAACCCUUAGCAUGCCCAUUAGUGAGUGCCAUGAAAGAUACCUUGAGCUACCUUCUUACUCUGGCCGCGACAAGAAAGUUCUAUUCAGCCACAUCAAAGAACGUAUUUGGAAGUUGAUGCAUGCUUGGAAUGAAAAAUUGUUUUCAGUUGGUGGUAAAGAGGUUCUAUUGAAGGUUGUGGUUCAAUCUAUACCAACUUAUGCGAUGAGUUGUUUUCGCUUAACCAAAACUUUUUGUCAACAACUUGAAAGCAUGAUGGCUAAUUUUUGGUGGGGUUCAAACAAAGAUGGCUCUAAAAUACAUUGGAAAAGAUGGAAUUUACUUUGCAAGUCUAAGUUUGAAGGAGGAAUGGAGUUUCGUUCCUUUAUCCAUUACAAUCAAGCGCUACUUGCAAGUCAAGCUUGGAGAAUCCUCGACAUGCCCAACUCCUUACUAAGCAGACUUCUCAAGAGCCGAUACUUUCCUCACAACUCUUUUUUGGAAGCGAGACUGGGUUCCCCAUCACUCACAUGGCAAAGCAUCCAUUGGGGACGUGAGCUACUCGCUAAAGGACUUCGAUAUAAAGUAGGGAAUGGCUUUCACAUUCAGAGUGGUCUUGACAAGUGGAUUCCGGGCCAUACGGAGUUUCGUCCAAUCACCUACACGGGUUCCCCAUCCCAGCCGGUUGCGUGUUUCAUUACAGAUCAAAGAGAAUGGAACCUUGAUGCUCUUCACAACUAUUUUGGCCAGAUGGAUAUCGAUAAAAUUGUCUCCAUUCCAUUGAGUUUCUUUCCUAUGGUAGACCGUCUAAUAUGGCACCACACAACAUCGGGUGAGUACACUGUGAAGUCUGGUUUUCACUUGGCUGCUACCUUGGACGAGCAACAAAAUUCAUCCACUUCAGAUUUACAUAAUUCUUGGUGGAAAACUUUUUGGCACUUAUCCCUCCCAUCCAAGAUCAAAAUUUUUGCAUGGAAGGUUAUGCAUAAUGUUCUUCCAACUGCAGCAGCAUUACAUAGACGGAAGGUACUUGACUCGGCUGCCUGUUCGAUGUGCUCUUGUGCUUGGGAGUCCAUUGGGCAUGCACUCUUUAGCUGCCCUCAUGCAAAGGCUGUAUGGAACCAUACUGGUUUUGUAAUGGACUAUCCGAAAGCGCAACAAAUGUUUAAUGGUGAUUACAUUUUCUACCUUUCUACUCUACAUUCACAAAGGGAUUUUGAGCUAAUCAUUUGCAACUUAUGGGCCAUAUGGUCGAGUAGAAACAGAUCUUUACAUGGCAGUUCAAGACCUGAUGGGAAACAAACUGCUACAUUUGCUAAAGAUUAUGUAGAAAAAUUCAGACUUUCGUCCACUAGAAAACACACAAAUCAUGCUCCUUCAAUUGCUGGAAACACAGCUUCUUCAGCUACCACUUCGAACAAUCUCCAAGAGGUUCGUUGGCAGCCACCUGAUGCCACUGGUUUUAAGCUUAAUAUCGACGCUGCUGUAAACUCAGCCACAAAAACGCUGGGUGUAGGAGCCAUUGUUCGGGACCAUUAUGGACAAGUCAUUGCUGUACUUUCUAAACCAACACAAGGUUGUUUCCGUUCAGACGAAAUGGAAGCAAAAGCGCUAUUUCAUAGCCUCAAUUGGGCGUUGCAGCAACAACUUCAUAUCACCAAUAUAAAGACCGAUGCCCUUAGAGUUUUUCAUGCUCUAACUACCACAUCUACUGAUCUAUCUUGUUUUUCCGAUUUAAUAUUGGAUGUUCGUUGUCUUUUAUCCUUUUUUCUUGAAGCACGUAUCUCUCAUGUUAAGAGAAACGCUAACCAUGCUGCACAUGGUCUAGCUAAACAUGCUUUAGCGUUGGAUCAAGACAUUUGUUGGAUAGGGGAAAUACCCGAUCCUAUUUCAUCUAUUGUUGUAAUUGACUGUUGA